Fusarium oxysporum Fo47 is the source of this 2475-nucleotide messenger RNA. RefSeq names its product glycosyltransferase. Gene Ontology annotation, biological process: carbohydrate metabolic process. The coding region runs from base 1 to 2475 and encodes 824 amino acids. Lineage: Eukaryota; Fungi; Ascomycota; Sordariomycetes; Hypocreales; Nectriaceae. The transcript has 2 exons. The record is from RefSeq and is a predicted model, not a curated record. Gene Ontology annotation, molecular function: hexosyltransferase activity; UDP-glycosyltransferase activity.
AUGGCACUCAACCGCAUCAAAUCUCACGGGCCAGGCCAUGUCGCGAUUGACGACGUGAAAAUCGGCAACGGGCCAUCAAGCGACGUCAUAAGCGACGGACGCGUGCGGGUCCAGUUCCACGACAACCCGCAGGCGCUGGCGACAUGGUGCGACCGAUUCCAGGGGUCCUUUGCCGGCGAGCUGCCAGGUGUUGAACAUCUGGAGCUUUCGAAGCCGCGAAGGACGAACAGCAUCGCGUUUCUGCCAGACGUCGAGAAGCCAACCUGCGGCCCGCGUCUUAACAUCGCCAUCCAUAUCGUUGGGUCAAGAGGCGACGUCCAGCCAUUCAUUCCUAUCGCUCAAAUACUCAUGAAGCCACCGCACGGCCAUCGCAUCAGAAUCUGCACCCACCCCGUCUUUAAGGAUUUUGUCGAGGCACAAGGCGUCGAGUUCUUCAGCAUUCGCGGCGAUCCAGAAGCUCUGAUGGCAUAUAUGGUCAAGAACCCUGGCUUAAUCCCUAGCCGGGAAAGCUUUAAAGGAGGGGAGGUGGGCAAGAGGAGACGAGAGAUGGCGGAGAUUAUCAAUGGCGCCUGGCGGAGCUGUAUCGAGGCUGGUGAUGGAAUGGGAGAGGGAGUAACGGCGGCUAAUGUCCAGUGUGCAGAGGACCUUUUCAUCGCAGAUGUCAUCAUAGCUAAUCCGCCAUCCAUGGCUCACAUUCACUGCGCAGAGAAGUUGAGCAUUCCGCUACAUAUGGUCUUCACCAUGCCUUGGUCACCAACGAAGGCAUUCCCUCAUCCCUUGGCUGCGAUGAGUUACGGAGAUGCUGAUGCAAGAGUGGCCAACUACCUUUCUUUCAUGAUGACAGACCUCGGAGACUUGAUCAACAAGUUUCGCACCCAAACGCUACACCUCGACCCGGUCAGCCCAAUGUGGGGGUAUCAGCUGCUCUCGAGGCUACGAGUCCCAUAUAGUUACCUCUGGUCUGAGUCUCUGCUACCUAAGCCAUUCGACUGGCCUUCUCAUCUCAACAUCACAGGGUUUUCCUUUCUACCCCUCGCACAUUCGUACACGCCUCCUCCAGACUUGGUCGAAUUUCUCGAGACUGGUCCAAUUCCAAUCUAUGUUGGAUUCGGCUCUAUUGUUGUGGACGAUCCGCAAGCUCUCACUCAACUCAUAUUUCAGGCCAUCGAGAUUGCCGGUGUUCGUGCCAUCGUGUCAAAAGGCUGGGGGGGUGUUGGUGCGGGAGGUGACGUCCCUGACGGUGUGUAUCUCAUCGGCAAUUGCCCACAUGACUGGCUUUUUCAGCGCGUUUCCGUGGUUGUGCACCAUGGCGGUGCAGGUACGACGGCAGCUGGCAUCGCCGCUGGUCAACCGACAGUAAUCAUUCCUUUCUUCGGUGACCAACCUUUCUGGAGCCAAAUGGUGGCAAGGGCUGGUGCCGGCCCGACAUCCGUACCAUUCAAGGAGUUGACAGCGGAGAUUCUAGCAGAGAGUAUUACCUUGGCACUGCAACCAGAAGUUCAGGAGGUGGCACAAGAGAUGGCAGGGCAUAUUGCAGAAGAGGAUGGAGCGGUCCAAGCGGCUAUGGAUAUCACUGAUCGCUUGGAAGUGGACAAGCUGCGCUGCGAUAUCUGCCCAGAGAGGCUCGCAACCUGGCUUCACAGGAAAACGGGAGCCCAUCUCAGCGGUUUCACGGCUUCCUGUCUUGUUGACCAAGGGUUGAUUCAACCAGCAGACCUCAAGUUACUUCGUCAUAAGCACUGGUAUGUGGAUGAAGGCGCCGAGGAGCCCAUCACCGGCGUCAUAGCUGCAGCCUCGGGCUUUGUCGCCGCCGUGGGUACCGCAACAUCUGACUACUUGCAACGGUUGAAAAUUCCGGCUCCACCGAGGCCGUCAAGGAGACGCUUGAGUUCAAAAAGACACUUCACUCCUACAGAAGAACACCAAGCUCAUGACGGCAUCUUGAGACCUGUCAUCGGACCGGCUGCCCUAACGACUAUGGAGAUGGAGAACAUCGCAAUAAGGUUGGCUACUAAGUCACUUCGUAACGGUGAUCCGACUAUAGCGGCCUCUAACAUAGUACCUUCUAUCCGCAACAGGCACAAGGCCUCGUGGCGAGCUCAUGAAGAAGGCAAAAACGGCCGCGCUUACUACGUCAUCCGUGCCACCGGAAGAUAUGCAUGCGACUUGGCCAAGGCCGGCGCCAAAGCUCCCGUGGCACUCAUCUAUAACGUCGCCAACGGGUUUCACAACGCCCCAUCACAUGGGUUUGCUGGCAUAGAAGUGCGACGGCGCGAUGAGAUCACGGGACUUGGAAGCGGACUUAAGACAGCUGGGAAGGAGUUCACGUUAGGGAUUUGGGAAGCCUUCAGUGGGCUGGUUACAAAGCCUUAUAACGAUACCAAGCAACGAGGCGCAAGGGGCUUAGGUAAGGGUAUGUUGCGCGGUGGUCUGGGAUUCAUCAGUAAUUUGGGCUCCGGUGAGUAUUUUCUAUAA